This is a messenger RNA of Pyrus x bretschneideri (Chinese white pear), 3768 nucleotides long. RefSeq names its product calcium-transporting ATPase 12, plasma membrane-type-like. Gene Ontology annotation, molecular function: nucleotide binding; P-type calcium transporter activity. The coding region runs from base 359 to 3187 and encodes 942 amino acids. Gene Ontology annotation, cellular component: intracellular membrane-bounded organelle. NCBI's taxonomy places the organism in Eukaryota, Viridiplantae, Streptophyta, Magnoliopsida, Rosales, Rosaceae. The record is from RefSeq and is a predicted model, not a curated record. The transcript is spliced from 2 exons.
CGAGUUGUUAAGAGCGCUUACCCUUGCACCCAAUGUCCUGUUUCCAACCCUCCCCCCCUCCCCUCUCCCUCUCACUAAAUCGCUUUCAGUACAAUUUCGUAGUUAGUUUUUGUCCCUGGUAGCAGGAUCAGUCAUGAUCUCGUGCUAGUACUGCGAGCUAGCUAUGCCCGUUACUCACAACCAGUUUAGGAGGAGUCUAAUUUCGUACGUACUCAUUUUCUCAAGAUCUAACAUGGCGGAAAAAGUCUUACCAAUCUUGUCUUAAACGUCUCAUUCGCUGCAAAUCCGCGGCAAGAGAUCAAAUUUUCUUAAUUUCUUGUCGGAUCAUCUCUCUAAUUUUCUUGUGGCACAAGGAAACAUGGCCCUCGAGAUAAAUACGGAGGAUCAAGCUGCUGAAGGUGCCUCUCUUACUGCCGGCUUGAUUAUGCAGACCAUCGGACGCAGGGGAACCUCGCUGAGAUAUGUUGUUCUAGGCAUUUUGUUCUCAUCACGCAUUAAGAAAACGAGACGUCUGCGUGAAGCUAGUUAUGAACCUUUAGCAGCAGCACCAGCGCCACCAGCCACUGACCAUGUGAUUGACAUCCCUCUCCAGGAACGGUUUUCGAACAAGGUUGCUCGAAUUGUGAGAGAGAAGGACUUGAACUCACUCCACGGACAUGGUGGUGUUGAGCGCAUCUUGCCACUUCUCAGGUCUCACUUUGAGGAAGGUGCCGUUGAUGGUGGUCAAAAUCCAGAAGGAUGGAACAUUACCAAGUCCCCAGUUGAAGCAAAAGGUUUCUUGUACUUUUUGUUUGAGGCGUGCAAUCGGUACACGAUUUUUUUCUUCUUUCUCUCAGCUGGGUUUUCAUUCGCCAUCGAAUUCAUGAAGCAAGGAGUCAAGGAUGGCUGGCACGACGGUGUUGCCAUACUCAUCACCGCGUUCUUACUUAUUGCUUUCCCUACGGUGCAGAACUACCGCAAUCAGAGAAAGUCGGUGCAGAAGCACUUGCUGGAUAGGAGCAAACUGAUGGUGAAUGUUGAAAGAAGUAGCACAGAACCUACACCGAUUACCAUAUCUGGCGUUGUGGUGGGUGAUAUAGUUCAUUUGAAGGAAGGAGACCGUGUUCUUGUUGACGGUUUAUUCAUAGAUCAGGGUGAGGAACUGGUGGUGGAUGAGGUAUUGAGCCCGAAAAUUGAUUGUGAGCAAAAUCCAUUUGUUUUUUCGGGUUCAAAGGUUGUUAAGGGCCGCGGCCGCAUGAUUGUGACAUCAGUUGGUGCUAAUACAGCUAUUGCCGAGAUGCUGAGCUUGGUGUCUGAUCGUAAUCCAUUGGAAAAGACACUGCUACAAGCUUUGAUGGACAAAUCGAAUGCUUGUAUGGAUUUUCUUGCAUGUUGUGUCUCGAUACUGAUUGCGCUUGUGAUGUUGAUACGCCUUCUAUUCUUCAAGAAGUACGAAAACUACAACGAGAGGCCAGACCUGAAAGGUGAAGUUUCAAUGAAUUUUGUGAUGAGGAUCUUUGAGAAUAUCUUCUUGAAACCUCAAGGAAAGGUUUCCAUCUUAGCAAGCGUUCUUGCAACUGUGGUAAUAGGGAUACAGCAUGGGAUGCAUGUUGUAAUUACAGUUGCCCUUUUUCAAUGGAAGGAGAAGGCGGCCGAAAAUCAGGCAGAUCCACAGGAUCUAUCAGCUUCUGUCACCAUGGGACUCAUAACAGUCAUCUGCAUUGAAACAACGGCAGAUCUAAUGUGCAACCAGACGGAGGUCAAGGAAUUUUGGAUCGGUGAAAAGGAUUUAAGCAGUGGUGAAGUGGACUCGGAAACUGACCAAGUUCUUGAGGCUCUCCAUCAGGGGAUUUCAGCUACUGCAUCACCAGCAAAUGAUCGGCUCAUUUCUUGGCUGAACACCAGAUGGGGUAGUAACGCCGCGUUAGUUGAUCGAAGAUUUGCAACUGUUGAGCAGAGACAAUGGAACUCUAAUGAGAAAUAUAGAGGGGUCUUAGUGAGGAAAAUCGAGAAUGAUGAGCAGAUUAUGCAACUUCACUGCGACGGAGAAGCAUCAACAAUAUUAGGCAUGUGUUCACAUUACUUUGAUAACAGAGGGGAAAGUCACAAUAUUGGAAACCAGAAGAGAAAAUUUGAAGAGGUGAUCAAGAAAAUGGAGAAGAAGGGUCUUACACCGAUUGCAUACGCGUACAAGAAAACAGAAGCCGAAGAUCCUACAGAAGAUGGGUUGAUUUUGUUGGCACUUGUCGGUCUUAGAUGUCCAUAUCAAGAAGAGCUUAAAUUGGCAGUGGAGGCUCUUAGAAAAGCUGGAGUGAGCAUCAAACUGGUGUCGGAGGAUGAGCUCUCGAAAGUGAGAGCUAGAGCUUCGGAGCUUGGGAUCUCCCCUGGCUCAGAUGACACGGAGAUUGAAGGUCAAGCUUUCCGAAGGCUCAAUUCCAUGGAAAAGCUGGAUAAGGUGGAUUUGAUCUCUGUGAUGGGAAGUUCCCUCCCCAAGGACAAGUUUCUCAUGGUGGAGAGGUUAAAGAAAAAAGGUCACAUAGUUGCAUUCUAUGGAGGGCUAACCAUCAGUGACACUUUGACCUUAAAAGAAGCUGAUAUAGGAAUUGUUGAGGAUCUCUGGAGCACCGAGAUGGCCAGAGAGAACGCCGAUCUUAUAAUCAGAAACGGAUGUUUCUUGAGGAUGAAUAUGAGGUCUGGUGCUUGUGCUUACCACAACAUUCAGCAGUUCACUCAACUUCAGCUCACCGCUUGCAUAUCGGGGUUACUAGUAACCCUAGUCGCAACGAUGCAUUUGGGAGAGUCCCCGCUAACAGCAGUUCACUUGAUUUGGGUGAACUUGAUAAUGUGUCUUCUUGGUGGCCCAAUGAUGGCGAUGGAGUUACAAGGCACCGAACGACACACUCAAAGACCUGCGAAGAGGACUGAGUCGCUUAUAACCAAAGUCAUCUGGAGAAACAUAGCAGUUCAAGUUUCGUAUCAGGCUUCCGUCUUGCUGAUCUUACAUUGCAUGGGAAACAUAGUACCGAGCAUGAACGAAGGCGUCCGGAAUACCAUGAUUUUCAAUACUUUCACCUUAUGCCAGGUCCUUAAUAUGUUCAGUACCAUGCAUGGACAUAGUAAAAAAGGAAGUGCUACAAGUUGUCCUCCGAAGCCAUUGGUUUCUGAUGGCGUUGGCGGCUGUUUUGAUCAUCCAGGUGAUCAUUGUUGAGUUUGGAAAAGGACUAGCCAGCUGUGUGAGGUUGAAUGCACUGCAGUGGCUAAUCUGUUGCGUUCUCGCAGCUCUUUCGUGGGGUUCUGUUGGGGCCUUCAAAUUCCUUUCAGCACACCUCCAAAGAACAACUUCGGCACUGAUGGUGAGCUCACACGUUGAACUCUCACAUCGGCAGCGCAGAUUAUACAUUCCCAUUUGGUUUUACGUUCCCAUUUGGUUGUUCCUCAUCUUCUCUGUAUCAUCAUACUGCAUCCGCCCAGAAAUUUCUCCGCUCGCGCUGUAUAUCCGUUAAUCUGUAAAUACUAAAUACAGUAAAUAAACCAUGUCUGCCAUCUCUACAAUGUAAUAGUUGACUCUGUAUAUCAAGGGUGUAGCAAAUUCUUACUCUCUUCGCAUGCUGCUCCCCCCAUGUCCCUUCUAAUUUACUAGUUUGGUUCUUAGGUUUUUAUCAACCUGGGAUUCGAUCGACCAGAAUGCUUGCUGUUCAUCAGAUCACAUGUUGAUUUUGGAUACAAGCGAUAUUAGCGAGGGUGAAUUCGAACACAGGACUGCAAGUUUAAAGUAAACGCUUUUAACCA